Molecule: messenger RNA, 2147 nt
Organism: Oryza sativa Japonica Group (Japanese rice)
Lineage: Eukaryota; Viridiplantae; Streptophyta; Magnoliopsida; Poales; Poaceae
Product: E3 ubiquitin-protein ligase IPI1-like
Molecular function (GO): ubiquitin-protein transferase activity
Source: RefSeq, a predicted model, not a curated record
AUGUCUCUUCUUAUCUCAAUAUGUAUGGGUCAUUGUAUAUGCAAUUAAUGAUUUACAAGCAAGAGCAGGUAUUUGGUCAUAGUACUAAUUUUAGUAAGAGAAUAUUCUGUUUUGUCGUAUGUCAUGUUGGUAAUUAAUGUUGGUGUUAGUUUUUUAAAUAGAUUAUAUGGUACUGCCUUCUUGAUUGCUGCACUCGUGUCAGUGAGCACUAAAAUAAAGGCCAAUGCCACAGGAUGAGUUUAACUCAUCUUCCUAAAACGAAGAAACCUAAUAACGUAAAUAGAAAUGUUGGAGACCUGGCCAUGAUAAACUUUUAUUAUUAAAAUAUGUAGGUACGACUUGAUUUUGCAUUGAUCAUAAGUACUCCCUCCGUCCCAUAAUAUAGAAACCUAGUGCUGGAUGGGACGUAUCCUAGUACUACAAAUCUAAACACACCUCCUAUCCAGAUUCAUACUACUAGGACGUCCCAUUCAUUACUAGGUUUCUAUAUUUUGGGUCAGGGCCUCAGGGGUAGUAGUUACCAAGUCAUAAAUAGUAACCUGUCAAAAAAAACUAAACAGGCCAUUGAUUUGAUGACAACCUGCAUGGUUGUACCCUGCACAAAAUGACUACUGCACCAACCCUUGGGUCCUCGAUGGUCUCAUGUCUGAAGUGUCCAGUGUGAUUGGGUAGAGCCAAGAAGGAUUUAUGGACUUAGUUGCCAAGCGAACUGGCCCAUCUCAGUAUUUUCCAUGAUGCACAACCCAGUAAAGGUGUUUUUCUUUCAAUGCCUGUUUUACCACCCUCCGACCUUCCUCUUUCUGCUUCCAUGGUAGCCACCUGCCCUGAACAGCUAAGGAUAUUUCCUGGUUGUUUGGAGCCAACCUGGAUCCAGCUGGCCAAGCAUGCCCCGAAGAUGGUUCUACCAAUGCUAUACCCAAAGCAACAAGAACAACCAUUUCACUAUUCGGAGGGUGAAGCUGAACAAACUUCUUAUCAUACAGUUGGAGAUCAUUCAAAUGCUGCUAGCAGUUCUCUUGUUUGCCCUUACCUUGCACUGCGUGGUUUUCUCCAUCCUGUGCAUGUCCCUUCUAGUUCUAGUUCUGGUGCCGAAAACAGUUCAUUUCAUCGGCAUCCAACUAGCUUGGAAGGCCAUGCAGCCCACGAUUUGAGCAAUACACAAGUUUUCCAUGCAACAGAGUCAAGAAAUCAUGACAAUGACCACCGCUAUAUGAGCAAUCUUCCUGUGUCAGGCAUUCCUGAUCAUUCUGUAGCUCCAUUUGGUAUAGGAUUGCCGAGAUAUGACAGCAGCAGCCAACAGAGAACAAGGCCAUAUGCACAUCACCGUCCCCUAGUUCACAGGCCCACACCUCGCAACGGAAGCAAUAUGGUUACACCAUUAGGGUCUGUGCCAGCUGUUAUGGCUGAGACUAGAGGCCAUGGUCAUGGUGCGAGGGGACACAUGUAUCAACAGUCAAUGCACUCAUUGCAGAGCAGCCCAUUCCCCCCUACAUCUAGAAGGGUUAGGCCUAGGGCUUUAACAAUUACAUCUUUCAUCGCAGCAUCAUCCUCAGCUGAGAUUGGAGGACACCAUGGCUUUGCUCCUCCUGUGAACAGGAGCAAUUCCUCGGAUGGUGAGGCUGUUUCUAGACCUGUUGAUCGGCCAUAUGGGUGGGGCCAGGAGGGCUUUACCCCAUUUCCCUGGAUCCCAGCUGACGGUGAAUCUCACUGGUGGGGCACCUUCAAUCCCAUGCAGAACCAUACACAUGGAGGCUUUACUCGAAGACCCACCGGGGAGCGAAUGCCGCAGAGCCACCCAGAUAGUGGAUAUCAUUCCAUGCAUCCUCAGAGGAUGCCGCCAUUCUUGUAAAGGUUAUCUUCCUCGUUGUUUGUGUAUAUCUCAAAAUUAGUUGGAAUUAUUUGCUCCGAGAGAAAACGAUGAAUCAGAUGCUAUUGUUUCCAAGGAACUAAAUGAUGCUGCUUCUGUUGUCGGAAUUUAGGGUUUUCUAGCUGGCAGCCCUAGGUUUGAUUAAGGGUUGUGCUUUAUCCUAUCUCAUUUGUUGCAAUGGGCAGAAACUAUUUGGAAACAUAAGCUUAAACUGUACCAAGCAGCGAUUGUUGCCAUUGAACAUAGUUGUGAUGCCAUUGAUGCAGGUGUUUCUCUCAAA